AUGUAUUCUAUGUAUUCCACCUUCGUCAACAUUCUUUACAUCCUUACUAUCAAGCUAUUGCGUGUCAUCAUCAGAGAAGAUCCAAAGGAGGUUUCGGUGUACAUCGCCGACUACAUUAUCAGUCGCAUCAAGACGUUUAAUGCUACCGAGGACCAGCCGUUUGUGCUCGGCCUGCCCACAGGAAGUAGUCCUGAGAUUAUCUACAAGAUCCUGGUACAACGCUAUCGCGCUGGUGAGAUUUCAUUUAGGAAUGUCGUGACCUUCAACAUGGAUGAAUACGUUGGCCUGCCUCGUGAUCACCCCGAGUCCUACCACAGCUUCAUGUACAAACACUUCUUCUCCCAUGUUGAUAUUCCACCGCAGAACAUCAACAUCCUCGACGGAAAUGCGCCGGAUCCUACAGCCGAGUGUGCUUCCUUCGAGGCUCGUAUCGCUCGCUACGGCGGUAUUGAGCUAUUCCUGGGAGGUGUUGGACCUGAUGGUCACAUCGCGUUCAACGAACCCGGAUCUUCGCUGAACAGCCGCACCCGAGUCAAGACACUUGCUUAUGACACAAUGCUGGCCAACUCGCGAUUCUUCGAUAACGACGUGAACAAAGUACCGCGAAUGGCUAUGACUGUUGGUAUCCAGACCAUUAUGGAGGCACGGGAGGUCGUUAUUGUGGCUACCGGUGCCCACAAGGCCUUUGCCGUGCAAAAGGGUCUCGAGGAUGGAGUGAAUCACAUGUGGACCCUGUCUGCUCUUCAGCUGCACCCGCACCCGCUGGUUGUUUGUGACCGUGACGCCACCCUGGAAUUGAAGGUGAAGACGGUGCGCUAUUUUGAGUCAAUCGAGCAGGCAGGUACAGAUGCCCGUACCCAGGGACCUGCGCUGGUCUACCGCCCUCGUACCUAUGUUCCAGCUCCUCUGCCCACGAAGAAGUUAUCACACCAGGUUCUUACCCCUACUCACACUCCCGAGAAGGUCCCCAAGGACCUGCGCAUCAACACCGAGCUCCACCGGUCGAUGGAUGAUGAUGAGUUGACACCUGAUUGCAUGUCCUCACGUAUGGUCGAUUCCGCAAUUGCAGGUUUGGACUCUGCUCUGAAGAAUGAAAUGAUAUUUGACCGUAUGGGUACUCGUGUGACCUCUCUCUAA
Molecule: messenger RNA, 1137 nt
Organism: Penicillium taxi
Lineage: Eukaryota; Fungi; Ascomycota; Eurotiomycetes; Eurotiales; Aspergillaceae
Exons: 3
Coding region: 1-1137 (378 amino acids)
Biological process (GO): D-glucosamine catabolic process; N-acetylneuraminate catabolic process; carbohydrate metabolic process
Cellular component (GO): cytoplasm
Molecular function (GO): identical protein binding; glucosamine-6-phosphate deaminase activity
Source: RefSeq, a predicted model, not a curated record